Sycon ciliatum is the source of this 5037-nucleotide messenger RNA. RefSeq lists its product as uncharacterized. The record is from RefSeq and is a predicted model, not a curated record. The transcript has 28 exons. Gene Ontology annotation, molecular function: calcium ion binding. The coding region runs from base 1 to 5037 and encodes 1678 amino acids. NCBI's taxonomy places the organism in Eukaryota, Metazoa, Porifera, Calcarea, Leucosolenida, Sycettidae.
AUGACUUUCAAAACGAACUGCCUGGGAAGAGACAAGGCAGUGUACACCUGGACGGCUCUCGCCAGCUUGCCGUGUUAUCCACACCUCGACGAGGGCAGCUGCCAGAACAAGACGAACUAUACGAACGCCCGCCAGAUGUGCAGAAGAAGAGGCUACGACUUGGUUGACUUUCAUGCCUUCGCCAUCCUAAAGCUUGGCGUGCGCUACUGCAUGGAAGCAUUGCUCAACGAGAUGAUAGCGAGCAGUUACAGCAGCCCUAUCACAAUAUGGACAUCGUUCAAGAGGAAAGACCAGUAUACCAUUUACAAGCAGGGCAAGAACGACUUAAGAGAAGAAUUACAUGAUAGACAUGGAACAAGCCAUCAUGAUGUCAUCUGCGAAGCCAAGUGGGUCCACAUCAACGACUCAGUAUACGCCGCUGCAACACCAGCACUCACAACCAAUAUCACUGAGCAGUUUGCAGAGGAGGCAUGUCGGCAGUACGGACUUCACCUCAUAACCGAGGACUGGCUGCAAACACAUCACAGUGUAUUAUUUCGAGAGCCCUGGCUAAAGAAGUUGGCUAUUCUUCAUAAGCCUCGGAACGCACCUUUCCACGUGAAACCAAUCCGGGUGAACGGCCGCUCCCUUUACAGAACCGUAACAUUUAGACAGCCAAACAGUCUGAUGUAUCAAAACACCACAAGCACUAUGCGUGCCCGAAUCCUCUGUGUCAAGUUCUGUGAGAACGGUGUUCUUGCGCCAAACCUGAUGACUUGUAUGUGUAACCGUACCACAUCAUACGGAGAAUAUUGUGAAAAGGAGUGCAAGUGUUUGAACCAGGGUCAGUGUGACGACAAGGGUAAAUGCAUCUGCCCGAAGCGAUUCACAGGAAGCCAUUGCCAAGAAGUUGUUACAUGCGCUACUCCAUUAGCGCCUACUUUUGGCAGUUUCUCUCUACCGGCUGGUGUAUCAAGCUUUGUCUAUAAUACAGUGGGAACAUUUGUCUGCAAUCCCGGCCAUCGCCUUGUCGGCGAUGCCACCACACAGUGUUUAGCCCAUGGUGAUGUCAGCAGCACACCGCCCAUUUGCCAGAACGUCAACGAGUGUAAUAAUCCCACAUUGCAUACAUGCGAUCAAAACGCGUUGUGUAGUGAUGUGAUUGGCACGUUCACCUGCAAGUGUUUGGUGGGAUACAUUGGCGAUGGCAAACGUGGAAACUGCCAGAACAUUGAUGAAUGUUUGCCGGCUAGCCCAUGCCAUGUGGAUGCUAGCUGCAUUGAUAAUGAUGGCGGAUACAUGUGUCUGUGCAAGUCAGGUUACCACGGAAAUGGAAUUCAAUGUCAAGCAUGCAAUUGCUUGAAUCACGGUCAGUGUACUGAAGAUGGCACCUGCAACUGCCGGAAAGGAUUCCACGGAGACAAGUGCCAGCAUAUUGUGUGCACAAAUCCCUGGGUGAAAAAGAACAAAGCAUGUGAAUGUAAACCGAGACCAGACGGACCCAUCUGCACAGAAGUGUGCAAUUGCUUGAAUGAUGGUCAGUGUACUGAAGACGGCACCUGCAACUGCCGGAAAGGUUUCCAUGGAGACCAGUGUCAACAUGCUUUCAAGACAAAGUGCCUGGGUACAGAUAAGGCAAUGUACACCUGGAUGGCUCUUGCCAGCUUGCCAUGUUAUCCACAACUCGACUAUGGCAGCUGCCAGAAGAAAACGAACUUCGUGCACGCCCGCGAGAUGUGCGUGAGAAGAGGAUACAACGUCGUAGACUAUAAUUCCUUCACUAAGCUUGGCUUGAAGCUGGGUGUUAGCGACUGCAUAAAAUCAUUGCUGAGCGAGAUGAUGGCUAGACGUAACAGCAGUUACAGCACCCCUCUCAAGAUAUGGACAUCGGAAAUGUACUUUGGUCAACAUCUUAUUUACAAGCAAGGCAAGGACAACUCGAGCGACGCACUAUUUGACGGGGAUGGAAGAGGCAAUCAUGAUGUCAUCUGUGAAGCCAAAUGGCUCCAGGCCAACGGUUCUGUACACGCCGCAGCAACUCCAGCACACAGACCCAGCGUGACUGAGCAGUUCGCAGAGGACGCAUGUCAGGAGUACGGACAUCAUCUCAUUACCAAGGAGUGGCUAGAAGAACAUGGCCAUGUGUUAACAGAGCGCUGGCUAGAGAAGUUGGCCUUAUUGCAUAAACACCAGCAAGCACCUUACCACGUCGCGUCAAUCCGAGUCAAUGGCCAUUCCCUUUACAGAACCGUAAUGUUUAGCGCGCGAAAGCAGACGUUUCAGAACGCCACAAGCAAAACUCAAGCCCAGAUUCUCUGUGUCAAGACGUGUGAGACCGGUGUUCUUGGACCAGACCUGAGUUGUGUAUGUAACCGCACCUCAACCUAUGGUCAAUAUUGUGAAAAGGCAUGCAAGUGCUUGAAUCAGGGUCAGUGUGACAACAAAGGUGAAUGCAGCUGCCCGAAAGGAUUCACCGGAGACAAGUGCCAACUCGUUGUGUGUACACAUCCCUGGGUGAAAAAGAACAAAGUAUGCGAAUGUACGGCCAGACUAGAUGGACCUAACUGCACAGAAGCAUGCAAAUGCUUGAAUGACGGCCAGUGCACCAAAGAUGGCACCUGCAUCUGCCGGAAACGUUUCCAUGGAGAUCAGUGUCAGCACACUUUCAAGACAAAGUGCCUGGGUACAGAUAAGGCAAUGUACACCUGGAUUGCUCUCGCCGGCUUGCCGUGUCAUCCACACCUCGACGGUGACAGCUGUCAGAAGAAAACGAACUUGACGCAUGCCCGCCAGAUGUGCAAGAGAAGAGGAUACGACGUGGUAGACUAUAAUGCCUUCACCAGUCAGAUGCUUGGCGUGAGAGACUGCAUGGAAGAAUUGCUCAACAAGAUGAUGGCAAGCAAUUUCAACAACCCUAUCACAAUAUGGACAUCUUUCUUGAGGGAUGGCAAGCAUGUCAUUUACAAGGAGGGCAAGAACAACUUAAGAGAAGAGUUACAUGAUAGUAGUGGAGCAAGCCAUCUUGAUUUCGAGAUGAUGGCGAGCGGUGACAGCAACCCUAUCUCCCUAUCGUCAGGGCAAGAACAAGUUAAGAACAAGUUGAGAGAAGAGUUACAUGAUAGUAGUGGAGCAAGCCAUCUUGAUGUCAAGAUGAUGGCGAGCGGUGACAGCAACUCUAUCUCAAUAUCGGCAUCGCUCGAGGAGGAUGACCAAAAUAUCAUGUACCAGCAGGGCAAGAACGAGUUAAGAGAAGAGUUACUUGAUAGUAAUGGAGCAAGCCAUCAUGAUGUCAUCUGCGAAGCCAAGUGGCUUCACGCCAACUCCUCAGUAUACACCACAGCAACGCCAGCGCUGAGGCCCAACGUCACUGAGCAAUUCGCAGAGGAGGCAUGUGAGCAGUACGGACUUCACCUCAUAACCGGGGCCUGGCUGCAAGCACAUGGCUAUGUAUUAAGAGAGAGCUUCCUAGAUAGAUUGGCUAUUCGGCAAGCACCUUAUCACGUCAAACCAAUCGUGGUGAACGGCAACUCCCUUUACAGAACCGUAACGUUUAGCGAGGGAAAACAGAGGUUUGUGAACACCACAAGCAAUCACCGAGCCCAAAUCCUCUGUGUCAUGUGCAAGUGUUUGAACCAGGGUCAGUGUGACGACAAAGGCAAAUGCAUCUGCCCGAAGGGAUUCACCGGAGACAAUUGCCAGAAGGUUGUGUGCACACAUCCCUGGGUGAAAAAGAACAAAGUAUGCGAAUGUAAACCCAGACUAGAUGCACCUAAGUGCACAGUAGCAUGCAAUUGCCUGAAUAAUGGUCAGUGUACUGAAGACGGCACCUGCGUCUGUCCGACCGGAUUCCACGGAGACCAAUGUCAGGACAAUUUCAGGACAAAGUGCCUGGGUACGGACAAGGUGAUGUACACCUGGACGGCUCUCGCCGGCUUGCCAUGUUAUUCAGGCAGCUGCCCGAAGAUAACCAGUUGGACGAAAGCCAGAGACGCAUGCAGUGAUAGGGGAUAUCAGCUGGUCGACUUUAAAACCUUCACCUUGCUCGGCUCAAAGCUUGGUGUGCGUGGCUGCGUAGAGUCAUUGCUCCACGAGAUGAUGGUGAACAGUAACAGCAGCCCGAUCACGAUAUGGACAUCAUCCGAGUACAAUCGUCGGCGUAUUAUUUACAAGCAGGACAAGAACAAAUCGAGUGGUGCAAUAUUUAGUGUUCAUGGGUUCGGCCGUCACAAUGUCAUCUGCGAAGCUCAAUGGCUCCAUGCCAACGAUUCUGUAUAUGCCGCAGCAACUCCAGCACUCGGACCCAGCGUGACUGAGCAGUGCGCAGAGGACGCAUGUCAGCAGUACGGACUUCGCCUCAUAACCAAAGACUGGUUACAAGAACAUGGCCAUGUGUUAAGAGAACGCUGGCUAGAGAGAUUGGCUUUAGAUAAGUCCGACGGAUUAGGUUACCACGUCGCGCCAAUCCUGGUCAAUGGUCAGUCCCUUUACAGAACAGUAAAAUUUAGCAGACAACAUGUGACGUUUAAGAACGAAACAAGCCAUGAGGAUGCAAAGAUUCUCUGUGUCAAGUCCUGUGGGAGCGGUGUUCUUGCACCGAACAUGAGUUGUGCAUGUAACCGCACUAUGUCCUACGGUGAAGAAUGUGAAAAGGCAUGCAAGUGCUUGAACCAAGGUGAGUGUGAUGACAAAGGUGAAUGCAGCUGCCCUAGGGGAUUCACCGGCCACCAUUGCCAACUCGUUGUGUGCGAGGAACCCUGGGUGAAAAAGAGCAAAGUGUGUGAAUGUCAACCGGGACUAGAUGGACCCAACUGCACAGAAGCAUGUAAUUGCUUGAAUGACGGUCAGUGCACUGACGAUGGCAGUUGCAAUUGCCGGAACGGUUUCCAUGGAGACAAGUCGAGUCCACCCCGUGCCAAGCCGGCAACUCAGCAGCCCCCUUGCCAUGGCAACAGCUCAUCGGCCACCCAUCUGCCGGCACUCCACCAGGAAAGACGACUGGCGACGCCGCUGAUACGAGGCCCGGCACCCGCGGAAACAGGUGACGGCCCACCGAAGUAA